AUUUCAUUUCGGUGUGUUUUUAUCGGAAUAUCGGCUGCGCUGUUUCGGGGAGUGAUCUUGUCGCUUUGGUCUUUUGAUUUUUCACGUUUUCCCGUGUAUCGAGCUCGCUAUUUCAAUUGUUGGUUGCCGUUGUUUCACCAGUGACUUGAAACUAUCAUCAGCUUUCAUGUGAAAAUUUCUAAUCUGUUCAGCGGGAGCGACAACUAUGUCCAUUGAUGGCCACAAUGUCAAGAUAAUACAAACUAUACGAGGCCAUACAAGUGAUGUCACCUGCUGCGAUUUCGCGCCAAAUUUCACUUUAAUCACUGGAUCUAGCGACAAGACCGUCCGGAUAUGGGACUGGACCGGCGGCAGAGGCUAUACAGAGCGCUCGUGCAGUCCGCUGCGCGCGCACAAGUACCAAGUAACGUGCGUGCGCGCGUCGCCGCAAGGCUCUAUGUUGGCCAGCGCCUCCGUCGACGGCACGGCGGUGGUGUGGAGCGUCGCGACGUGCGCUCGGCUCUACACGAUGACGCAGGUGAACGGGGACGCCGUGCGGGUGUGCAGAACGAUAUUCGACCACGAAGGUACCACGCAAGCGCUAGCCUUCACCCCCGAUUCGCAGUACCUGGUGACGGCGUGCUCGUUGGAGGUGGUGCGCGUGUGGCUCGUCCGCGACCUGGUCGACACUGCUGCCGACGCCCUGUGCUGCCCCCUGGCCAGGGUGGACAACGUGCAGGACAUGGGGGUGCUCUCGGUCGACGUGUCCAGACGGAUCACUUUCGACGUCGUCGUCGAACCUUUCGACGUCUACGACGGCCACGCGUCCACCGUCACCAGCGUCCGUUUCAGCCAUUCCGGCGCCUACUUGAUCUCAACCAGUCUCGACAAGCUGGUCAAGGUGUGGGACGAGCAGGGAAACUGCGUCGCUUCUUUGCAGGGCCACGACAGAUACGUCAAUUGCGCUGCAAUAUCACGUCUCAAAUCGUCACUCUCCUUCAACGAUUCCGGCGCCUACUCGAUCUCAACCAGUCUCGACAAGCUGGUCAAGGUGUGGGACGAGCAGGGAAACUGCUUCGCUUCUUUGCAGGGCCACGUCAAUCGCGCUGCAAUGUCUAAAUUGUCACUCUUCUUCAACUAUUCCGGCACCUACUUGAUCUCAACCAGUCUCGACAAGCUGGUCAAGGUGUGGGAUGAACAGGGAAACUGCGUUGCAUCUUUGCAGGGCCACGACAGAUACGUCAAUUGCGCUGCAAUAUCACGUGAUGCCACCUUACUAGUGUCAGGUUCUACAGGUUCCAAUGACAAGCAAGUGAUCGUGUGGGACCUGAAGGGCAAUCUCACCUUGGACUCGGAACUGAACCAUUUCCGGACGAUCUCUGCCUUCGCCGACGGUGUUUCAGAGAACCAGAUGGCGGAGAACGUCGACCCCAACGGCAAUAAGGUGACUUUGCUGGAGAAGUUGGACGAUGUAGCAGAAGGUACCAUCAACAGUUGCAGCUUCUAUGGGAACAGUCUUCUGGCUACAGGAUCAGGGUACCUAAAUUUAAAAAGAAAGAUUCUCAUUGAUCCAACGUCAGAGCCGUCAUCUUCUCUGAAGCUGGACCCCUCCAGGAAGGUCCAACUAUCCAAGAGUCAAGCUGUGUCGACUUCGACAGGCUCAACGCUGAGAACCAACCCAUUUGCGAAGCUCAGGAAGAGACAGUCAGGGGUGAGCAAACCUCCUCAGGGAGAGAGUGUGCGAAGACCUUCUUCUGCGUUGUCCAAGAGACCUUGUGCCCACCGGAGACACAGGAGACCCACAGAGGAUCGGGACGUAAUGUACGUUAGAGAGGAUAGGGACAUGUACGUGAGGGAAGGCAGAGAAGUGUAUUCCAGGCAGGAUAGGGAUAUGUACGUCAGAGAGGAUAGGGAUAUGUACGUUAGAGAGGAUAGGGAUAUGUACUUCAGAGAGGAUACAGAUUCGUACUUGAGGGAGAAUAGAGAUACGUACGUUAGGGAAGAUAGAGAUACGAUAGAUAAACUGGUGAGACUGUUCAAAGUACUCGAAGGGAACGACAACAUUGAGGAGGUGAACUACUCGCCGCUAGAGGGCCACACAUACGCGAUCAACCACGUGGAAUUCUCCAAAAGCGGGGACAUGUUGGCGACGUGUUCACUAGAUGGCUGCACCAUCAUAUGGAAUCCGACAGUAAGUGAAUGGAACAAUGAUAUAAACUACAAUCUAGAACAGGGAUGCCUGUUUGUGCAAGAAGACGCUCACGACUAUGGCGUGCAAUACUGUGAUAUUUCCCCUAACCUCGAACCCAUCCUCAAUGCCGUGAGCGAUGCCCAGUCUUACUUGUUGGCCACCUGCGGCAACGAUAGCCUCGUCAAGUUGUGGAGGAUAACCGUUCCCAAGGUAUUCCAAACUGCUAUCGCGGGAAAAAUCCAUUUCAGGGCGAAGCAACUCAUCGAUUGGUCCACCAGCGACCUCAUAAAAUGGUUGAAAGACGUCAACAUGGACGACCUAUCAGCCUCCAUUCAAAACACUUCACUAGAUGGCAAAAAGAUCCUAACCAUGACGGAAGAGCAGAUAUGCAGUGGACUCGACUUAGAUGAAGAGACAACCGAGAAACUCACCAAGGAACUGCGCUGGCUCAAAAAGGGGACUCACAUGGCCGAACCAUUCGAAGACCGUCUGACUGACAUUCCUCAUGAGUUUCUCUGCCCUAUCACACACGAGGUGAUGCGCGAACCGGUGACCUGCAGCGACGGCUACACGUACGAGAAGAACGCCAUCACCGAGUGGUUCAUGUCGGGUAAGCGGACCAGCCCGAUGACCAACGAAUCGCUGGUCACCACGGAUUUCGUCGGCAAUGCGGAUUUGCGACACGCGAUCAGGGACUUUUUGGAGAUGUGAGACGGACGUUCAAAAAGUGAGAUGGAAGCUCAGUUCAUGUAGAGUGAAUAUAUAAAAUAGGGUGUGUUUUUCAUUCCAACGAAGAAAGUCAUCACUGAAGGAUGUGUCUUUUUGUAGUGACGUCACCGAUUUCCUGGUGGAAUUUAUGAUGGAACCGAUGCUGCAAUAGAAUAUACAACACCGAUUUCGUUGUAUGCCAGUUUGUCAGGUAUCUUCAGACUUAGAAGAGGGUGAUACGAUUUUAUUGAUUACCACCAAUACCAUCUUCUAAAAUCUCUCAAGAACCUCAAAAAUCCUCAAUAUUUUUUGUUUUCUAUCAAAUCAAAACAAAAAUCUAUACUAAAAAUGUGUCAAUUGUCAUGUCAAUCUCUUCUAAACCCCUAGAUUCUCUCAAAGAAAUUUGUAAGUGUGCAUUUAACAACAACAGUCCUUAAGAUUUUCGUCAACAUUUCAGCGGAAUUUUGCAACAGUUUGAUGGUUUUUUCGAUUCAUGCGCAUGACAAAAUGUUGGAAUGAAAAACGCACCCAUAUAGUGGCGACAAUGGUGAUGCACUUUCUGAUAGGACCUCAAAUAUGGAGGUGCUUCCUCCUUCCCCUAGAUUUUCUACAGCAUUCCUACACAUUAUAUGUAACUUUGUCACUGUUUCUCGCUCUUUGGAGACAAAAUAACCAACAAUCAGACAUGAAACUCUUUACGUCUUUGAUAUAAACUAUUAGAAUCCAUCUUUUGGGAAUGAAUUUCAGAUUAUUGAAAUAGAUAAUUGAAAAUAUCAAAUAUCUAACCUAUCGUUAGUUCGGCACUUCGAAGGCGCAAAUUCGUUACUGCAUGGGCGAUACCCUUCAGAUUUUUAGCCAUUCAGUGAGAUGACUAUGAAUUGCAGUGACGUUUUAGUCUUCUACGUUACCAAAAAUCAGAUGCCACGAAUCUGCUGUUGCCAUGAAUACCAACUUUUAGUAGUCUUUGUUUUCUUUUUGUUGAUAUUUGUAUUUAACUGACACUAACAUCAUGGACGGCAACCGGAAACGGAACCAAUUUUUGGAUGUCUAUUGUCGCCACUCUAUUUCAUAUAGUCUCUACGUUGAUGAACUAUAGGUGGCGCUGUGGUUAGAGUUGUGCAAGAUUGGUAGAACUUAUGAUCAUUUGUGGCAGUGAAAGUGGCAAUUCGUGACAUAAUCUCAUUCGAGGUUCCAUGUUGGAAUCAUGGAAAUGUGGGCAUAUUUCUAGAUCACAACUGGAUAGGUGAAUCUACUUGAAGAUAGUUGUAGAUUAUAGAUUCCCAAGACUGUAAAAUGGAAUUUUCAAUGGGAUUACGUCACGAAUGAUCACUUCCCCUCAGUAGUAUAAGAUUUUCCAUGUUUUUGCAGUUUUCAUAAUUUCGAGUCGAGUUCAUACACGGUGGACCUUGACUAAUUGUAUAUAAAAGUGUGGUAGGUUUAUGACUUCAGGUUGUCAAAAUUUUAAUUUUGAAAUUCAUUAUUCUUUGCGAUAAUCUCGACGUUUUUAAAUAUGGAUGAAUGAACAUUUCGAAACUAGUACUAUGAAUGCGUUUUCUAGAGUGCGCCACAUAGGCUUCUCAACCUUUUUGUUGUUUAGGUUAGCGCCGUUUUUAUUCAAAAAUAUCAAGAACAUAUAAUUUCAACAAAAAUAAGUUAUACUUGUUAUUGAUCCGAAAACACGACCGUCUUCGAGAUAAUCGAUUUUUUUUAAUCAGCUGCAUAUAGGGUUUGCAAUCCCGGAGUAAUAAUACAAUCCCGGGCCCGUUAUUAAAUUCAUACAUAGCCGGGAUCCCAGGAUUUCGGUAUGGGGAUUAGAAGUUGAAAAAGUAUGGAGUAUCCUGUAGAUAAGUGAUGAUUACAUAAAUACUCGUAUAUGAAAAAAAAAACGAACAUUUAUUACUCACAGUGUUGACUGAACCAGGAGCGUACAAAAAUCCACUCGUAAAGGGUAUUAUCUGCGAGUCGAGUGCUGAUUUUUGUGCAAAUGGUACCAGCUGCGGUGGUAUAGUUCUUAGAAGAUCAUGAUAUGCCAGCUGAAGAUAUGUACAUACCUCUGUUGUCACCAUUUUCGAAAAGGGUAAUGCCCUUUGUUAAAUUAGAUAUCUUAUAGCGCAAUCGAAGUGGGUGCAUCGCGUUUUUUCAAUGCUUCAUUCAACAUUUUUUUUGUUCGAGGUAGAGGUUGCGUCAGACUUUUGACUUGCAAAAGAGAUUCUAUAUCCUAAUCAUCUUGUUAAUCAAAUAUUGCCUCUGAAACUUUAAAGAAACGUUUUAUAUGACUCACGAGUAUCUUCAUAAUAACUUUUUUUCAGGAACUUCGAAUAAUUAUAAUCUGAUUCACUUGACGAGAGCGAAAACUCGAAAAUGCCGGGAUCUAAUCGGAUGUGAUCCCGGAAUCUAAUCGGAUGUGAUUCCGGAAUUCUCGGUAUAAAAGUAUCACUAGGACCCCGGGAUUUCCGGUAUCGGUAUUUCGGGAUUGCAAACCGUAGCUGCAUAAUUCUCAAUCAAUUAGUCUAUGCUACUAAUGUUUUCACAGCUUGUAAAUAUCACCGUAGCAGGGGAACAUCAAGUAUGAUUUUGAAAGCUGAGAACGAACACCUUAUUUUUUCAUUAUUGAUCACUUCUGUAAUUUUUUUUGUAAUUGAUGAAGAGCUUUCAAAAUUAUUCCUAAUAUUCGCCUACUAGGUCAAUAUUUCAAAACUAUGAAAACAUUAUUAGCGUAGACGCCUACUAAGUUCCCAUAAUGGAUUGAAUGAAAUCUCAACAGCUGAUUUCUAAAAUCUGAUUAUCUAGAAUACUACCGAAAUUUAGGAUUGAUACAAGUGUAACUCAAGUUCUUUCAAUAAUUGCUUCUGCCAAAUUUUUGGUUUAGAGUCUAUGAUUGUUCAUCAAUCGUGACGUGACGUGAUUUCACAUAUUUCGAUUAAUAAGAUGGACAGUUGGGAAUUGAGUCGAAACAGAUUUGGAAUUUUCAAACAGCAAGUUGAAAAACCUUGAAAUGUGUGAUCUACGUAAAUCACCCUGUAUGUACUUGGCGAGUUAACUUGAAAGGAAUGAUUGAAAUUUGCAAAGUUAGAUACGCUCGCUGAUGGUUAUUACCUACCAAAUAAACAUUGUUGGCCUCUAACACUCAUAAGAAUUUCUGAUUUAUUGAAGUUUUUCCAUAUCAUGUAUUUCUAUUGACUGUAAUUGAGACAUGUUCGUGUGUGAACAAGUAAAAUAACGUUGCAAUACCAAGACUGCAUUUUUAAACUAAAUUAGUGCCUUUACAGUUAGUUCAUUAGUAAUGAUUUGUAAAAUAAAAUUAGGACAGAAACUUGAAAACAUCACCAUUUAAUAUCUCACAAGAAUGUUAAUAUUUCGAUGGUAGGGUUGAUUGUAUUGUAUUCUAUGCAUGAAUAAAAUCUUGUCAUUAUCAUAAGUUUCAAUACCAAAUAUUAUGUUUAAGGUAUCCAUUAAACACUUGGCAAUAUUAUUAUUCUAAUGAAACACCAUGUUCACAAUUUUAUAUAGAUAUACCAAACUAUUUGAAUAAAUGUUGUUACAUGGCG
Messenger RNA from Phaedon cochleariae (mustard beetle), 6426 nucleotides. The record is from the annotation of a GenBank genome assembly. NCBI's taxonomy places the organism in Eukaryota, Metazoa, Arthropoda, Insecta, Coleoptera, Chrysomelidae.